Messenger RNA from Salvelinus namaycush (lake trout), 3454 nucleotides. RefSeq names its product probable G-protein coupled receptor 173. The record is from RefSeq and is a predicted model, not a curated record. Gene Ontology annotation, cellular component: plasma membrane. Lineage: Eukaryota; Metazoa; Chordata; Actinopteri; Salmoniformes; Salmonidae. Bases 248 to 1450 code for a protein of 400 amino acids. Gene Ontology annotation, biological process: G protein-coupled receptor signaling pathway. Gene Ontology annotation, molecular function: G protein-coupled receptor activity. The transcript has 2 exons.
GUGGACCUUCACCGGACAACAACACAGACUGGCUGCAAAUUACUGGGUGCUGGAUGUAAUGGAGAAAGGACAAAUGAGUCUGUUAUGUAGAAAGGAUCCUCACAGCUCCCUGUAAGUGGGACAGAGACAUCCACCAGGACGGACGAGAGGAGGGCUGCCUGAGGCGGAAGAGUGGCAUCGGUCGGUGAGAGAGAAGGGGUAGAGAAUCACCCUAGCACCCCGCCCCUAGAAUCACAGAGCUGGAGGCAUGUCUAACCAGACCCAGAUCUUUGGCAUUGAUGGACCAGGCAGCCUGCUGGCAGUGUUGGCUUCACAAAGGGCCAGCAGCAUCAGCACCAGCAGCAGUGAAGGAAUCUCGGCUGCAGCUGUGUCCGCCUACAUCAAGCUGGUGUUCCUGGGCCUGAUCCUCUGUGUUAGCCUGGUGGGCAACCUGCUGGUGUCUCUGCUGGUCCUCCGAGACCGGGCCCUCCACAAGGCCCCCUACUUCUUCCUGCUGGACCUGUGCCUGGCUGAUGUUGUCCGCUCUGCUGCCUGCUUCCCCUUCGUCCUGGUGUCUGUCCACAACAGCUCCGCGUGGACCUACAGCACCUUCAGCUGCAAGCUGGUGGCCUUCCUGGCUGUGCUCUUCUGUUUUCACGCUGCCUUCAUGCUGUUCUGUGUGGCUGUGACUCGCUACCUGGCCAUUGCCCAUCACCGUUUUUACACCAAGCGCAUGACAGUCUGGACCUGCGCUGCCAUCAUCUGCAUGGUGUGGACUCUGGCCAUCGCCAUGGCAUCGCCACCCGUCUUUGACGUGGGGACGUACAAGUUCAUUCAAAACGAGGACCAGUGCAUUUUUGAGCACCGCUACCUUAAGACCAAUGACACUCUGGGUUUCAUGCUCAUGCUGGCCGUCGUGGUCCUGGCCACUCACGGUUUCUACGCCAAACUCCUGCUGUUUGAAUACAAGCACCGCAAGAUGAAGCCUGUCCAGCUAGUGCCGGCCAUCAGCCAGAACUGGACCUUUCAUGGACCAGGAGCCACGGGCCAGGCAGCGGCCAACUGGAUCGCAGGCUUCGGCCGGGGCCCAAUGCCCCCCACCCUGCUUGGCAUCAGGCAGACUUUGCACAACCAGCAGCAUCGGCGUCUGAUGGGCAUGGAGGAGGUGAGGACGGAAAGGAGGCUGGGCAGGAUGUUUUACAUCGUCACCCUGCUGUUCCUGGUGCUCUGGGCUCCCUACAUAAUGGCCUGCUUCUGGAGGGUGUUUGUCAAGUCCUGCUCCAUCCCACACAGGUACCUCUCCAUCACAGUGUGGAUGAGCUUCGCCCAGGCAGGGGUCAACCCCAUCAUCUGCCUCCUUCUCAAUGAGGACUUGAGGAAAGUGCUGAGGGCCCACCUGCCCACCUACAGCAGGACUAGACAACACCAACAGCUGCACCGCCAUGAGCUGUUGGUGUUCACCAUCACAUGAUGCACUACUGCAGGGGUGUCAAACAUACGGCCCGUGGGGGGGGGGGGGGAAUUCCAAUUCAAUUCCAAUGUACAAUGUAUUUUUAGAAAAAAAUUUUUUGGGGGGGAAACAAACUCAAUAUACUUUAAAAUGACUAAAACCAUAUCGAAACUGUGUAGAAAUGAUAAUGGACCUACAUUCAUAAGGUUUCUUGACUGGGUCCAGUCAUCACCGAAAUGAAAGCUAGACAGUCAGGGAGCAUCGGGGGGGAAAAAUAUAUAUAUGGAUAGACUAUUUUGACGCAGAGGAAAUAUAAACAAUUUUCAGUGCGGCCCUCUGUACCUCGUUGAAGACCGAAUGCGGCCCCUGGGGCAAAAUGAGUUUGACACCCCUGCUCUACUGAAUCGAGUGAUGGUGGUGGGAUCGGUGUGUUUUGUUUGUAUUAUACUGAAAUGGCUAUCUGACUUUUUUUUGGUAAAGAUAAUGUUUAUCAGAUGCUACUAUUUUUGCAAAUGAAUUAUGACUUUGUUUCAUAUGUAAUGUACAUAUCGUGUGUACAUGCAGUAUGAGAAGCAGGUUUGUAGUAAUACUUGGUAAUUAACAUUAUCCAUAGAUUCUCAUUUAUAUGGCUGAAAAUUUCAAAACUAUUAACAGUGAUUUUCUCUAGUUCAAUGGAGGGGAUUGCAACUGUCACAAAAAAAGCAAAGCAUAGGUUAUCAUCAGCUGCAAAUGGAUAAUGAAUCUAGAUUGGAAAGAAUCUCAUGUGAAUUGUAAUAGGACCCAUAUGAUUAAAAAAAAACAUCUUUAACCAUCAGGGAACCACCAAUAUAACCUGGGCACAAGUUUGUGCCUUCUAUAUUCCAAAUAAUCAUACAAAUCUUAUGACAUUCACUAAUUUAAACAAGAGUAAUGUUUGGAAUUCAGUGCCAAUGAUUUGACUUAAAUAUGUCUGAACAUUCCCUUGUUCAAAGACAACCCUUUCUAAAGGCAGAGAGCAACAAAGUAGCAUGCUUUACAAACAUUUUUUAUGGUUCCCAGACUGAAGUUUGCAAAUGUUUUGACAUUGAAAAACCAACUGAGAAGUGAAAUGGGGUUUAAAAAUAUUAGAGGGGUCUGGCAUUGUUUUCUAAGAUAUCCUGUUGUACAGUAUUUAAAGGGAUUGUUUUUUCCCCACUCACCAAUAAAGUCUACUUUUGAUGCAUUUUGAUCUGGCCGCUGACGUCAGUUGCUAUGGGAUCCAUAUUCUAAGCAAUUUGAGAAACACAACACAAAUUGAGCUCAACAUGCAGUUGGUAUAAUAAAAUAUUCAUUUUAUUUUGCCAGUUGUACAUUCUUAAGAAAAAGGCAUGUUUUAUUUACAGAAAGAUAUGGACCAAGAUCACCUAGUAAUGCUCAAUAUACAGUGUAGCUUUGGCCACUGAAUGACAUCCUGUAGGGAAAGUCUGGAGCAGUAUGUACAACGUAUCUCAGAGUAGAAGUGCUGAUCUAAGUUCAGGUCCCCCCCUCCCUCCAUGUAAUCUUAUUCAUUGUGAUCUAAAAGGCAAAACUGAUCCUAAAUCAGCACUCCUACUCUGAGACGCGUGAUACAUAUGGAUUACGGCCCCUGGUCAAAUGACAUAAGAUCUCACACUGGGAAGAGGUCCUACAAUUUUGUCAGUCUGACUUAAACAACCCAGCACAACCUCUGAGGGGACAGAGUAUAUCCAACAAUGAAUGUGAGGCUUCACACAUGAAUGACAGUCUGUGUAAUUCAUGGUUUUAACCAGCCUAUUGAAUUGCAGUCACAAGAAAGCUCUUUAAAAUGUCUCUGUCAACGGUAGGGCUGGGAAUUGCCAGGGACCUCACGAUACGAUAUACUUAGGUGCCAAUACGAUAUGUAUUGAGAUUCUCACGAUUCUAUAUGUAUUGCGAUUUGAUAAUGUGAUUUUAUUGCAAAAUGAGUUUUGAUCAGUUAUGGAAAUAAAAGUGCUGAAAACAUUUUAGCUCCCUAUCUAAAAAGAAGAUGGAGAACAAGCUAUGAUGGGA